Messenger RNA from Bradysia coprophila, 5916 nucleotides. It is a transcript of the gene prc, whose product is annotated as collagen IV-like protein pericardin. Lineage: Eukaryota; Metazoa; Arthropoda; Insecta; Diptera; Sciaridae. The record is from RefSeq and is a predicted model, not a curated record.
GAAGUCAUUUGGUGGUGAACUGUUACUUAAGACAGUCGCUCAACGAAAAGUGUUCCCCGUUCGUUACACUGGUGUUGUUUUCUUAUUCGUUUCUUUUUUUUUCUGUUCUUUACAAACGUUUUGUUAAAAGAAACCGUUUAACUGAUGGUUCGUCGCUAUUUCGAUAUUAUUGAGUGUUUCUAUUGAAAUUUCAAGUGAUAUAGACCAUUCUGAAUAUUAUAUAUCGUAAAUGUAAACGACAAUCGUAAAGCAAUUUAAGGAUAAUUUAUUGUGAAAAUUGUGAAAUUUGUCUCAGCAUAAAAUUGGAUUACAAAUUCUCGAGAAAAAAAAAACCGAAAUCAUCAUCGCUAAAGCAGUUUGGAUUAUUUUAAAAGAUGAGAAAAUUGAAGCCUAUACUAUGGGCAAUUCUAAACACACUCGUCGUAGUAUCAUACGGAGCAUCAAUUGUGGAUAAUGUGGACCCAAACGCAAUUGUGGGAAGCGAUGAACACAUAGCAUCGUUAAGUCAGCAAGAACUGACUCGAUUUCGUAGGAGCGCAGGAUACACACGCGGAAGCCAUCGCGGACAAACACAAUCUCAAUACUUAAAUUUUGGUGAUACCGAUUCUGAGGGCAAGGCUGAAGCUGAAGCUACUUCACAUGGAUCUAGAGCUGUAGUUGCUGGGUCAAAUGGAAUGGGUCAAGCACAAAGUCAAUCAUCUGGUGGUGACUGUGGCGAUUGUUCUGAUUCUGGAAACAGUGAUGGACAUUACGGUUAUGGCCCAGAUCCGUUAACGUCGCCUGGAAGAUUAACAGAUUUAAAACCAGGAGGCGGAGUGGAACAGGUCGAUGCAUUUGGUAGACCAAUUGGAAGUGGUUCUGGAUCAACAGCCGGAACUGGUAGUGGUCCAUAUCCAGGUUAUACAACAGGUAGCGGAGGUGGAGGUUUUCCAAUCACAAAACCUGGAAGUUAUGGUCAAUUGAACGGUGCCACGGGACCAGGCGGAAGUUCUCCAGGAAGUGCUGGUUACACAAACGGUGGUCAAAACGGAGUUGGUCAACCAGGAGCUGGUAGCAGAGUGGAACAAGUGGAUGCAUUUGGAAGACCAAUAGGAAGUGGCGCUGGAUCAACAACAGGAGCUGGUACUGGUCCAUAUCCAGGCUAUACCACAGGAAGCGGAGGUGGAAAUCUUCCAAUCACAAAACCUGGCAGUUAUAAUCAAUUAAACGGCGCCACGGGACCAGGCGGAAGUUCUCCAGGAAGUACUGGUUACACAAACGGCGGUCAAAACGGAGUCGGUCAACCAGGCAGAGUGGAUGCAUUUGGUAGACCAAUAGGUCCUAGUUCUGGAUCAACAACGGGAAACGGUCCAUAUCCAGGCUAUACCACAGGUACAGGAAGUGGAAGUCUUCCAAUCACAAAACCUGGCAGUUAUAAUCAACUGAACGGUGCCACGGGACCAGGUGGAAGUUCUCCAGGAAGUACUGGUUACACAAACGGCGGUCAAAACGGAGUCAGACAACCAGGCACAGUGGAUGCAUUUGGUAGACCAAUAGGUCCUAGUUCUGGAUCAACAACGGGAAGCGGUGCAUAUCCAGGCUACACCACAGGUACAGGAAGUGAAAGUUUUCCAAAGCCAGGAAGUAUACAGAGCGGGACUGUUGGUCCAGAUGGACGGCCUACCAAUGGACCGGGAUCAAGUUAUACAAAUGGACGCCAAAACGGUGGUGGAGGCGCUGGAUCUCAAGCACCUGGAUCAGUAGUUCCUGGUAGUCAGUCCACUGGUGGAUCUGGAGGAAGCACAAUCCCUGGUGCUGGUGGAAGCACUUAUCCUGUAGGACAAGGAAAUGCAUAUCCUGUUGGACAAGGCAAUGGAUUGCCUCUUGGACAAGGAAACACUUAUCCUGGUGGACAAGGAAGCACUGGUGGUCAGCCUGUAAUCGGUGGAGGACAGAAUGGAUUUGGUGGAAGCAGUCAACCGAGAGUCGAUGGUGGACAAUCAAAUAUAAGUGGUGGAAAACAACCGGGUUCAGAUCUAGGUGCUCCACUUAAGCUCACUGAUUCGAGAACGAUCCCAGCAACUGAUAUUUACGCUGGUUUAAGAGAAAUACUAAAACUACCGCAAGGAUUCUGUUUGGUCAAAUGUGACACUAUAAAACCCGGACAAACAUCUUUUUCACCCGAUGAUGCGUAUGCUUUAGCAAAUAAAUAUCCACUUGAUGGGCCAACUGGUGGAAGCGGAUAUCCAGGUGGAAGUUCCGGAUCUCAAACACCGGGAGCAGGAUUGCCUGGUAGUCAAUCCACUGGUGAAGGAGGCACUUAUCCUAGUGGACAAGGAAGCUAUCCAGGUGGACAAGGAAGCUAUCCAGGUGGACAAGGAAGUUAUCCAGGUGGACAAGGAAGCACUUAUCCAGGUGGACAAGGAAGCACUUAUCCUGGUGGACAAGGCAGUACAUUCCCUGGUGGACAAGGCAGUACAUUCCCUGGUGGACAAGGUGGUUCCGGAGGAAGUACAUACCCUGGUGGUCAAGGAAGUACUUACCCUAGUGGACAAGGAAGCAAUUAUCCAGGUGGACAAAGUAGCACAUUGCCUGGUGGACAAAGAAGCUAUCCAGGUGGACAAGGAAGCUAUCCAGGUGGACAAGGAAGCACUUAUCCUGGUGGACAAGGAAGCACUUAUCCUGGUGGACAAGGAAGCACUUAUCCUGGUGGACAAGGAAGCACUUAUCCUGGUGGACAAGGCAGUGGAUUGCCUGGUGGACAAGGCAGUGGAUUGCCUGGUGGACAAGGCAGUGGAUUGCCUGGUGGACAAGGCAGUGGAUUGCCUGGUGGACAAGGUGGUUCCGGAGGAAGUACAUACCCUGGUGGUCAAGGAAGCACUUAUCCAGGUGGACAAGGUGGUACAUUGCCUGGUGGACAAGGAAGCUAUCCAGGUGGACAAGGAAGCACUUAUCCUGGUGGACAAGGCAGUACAUUGCCUGGUGGACAAGGUGGUUCUGGAGGAAGUACAUACCCUGGUGGUCAAGGAAGCACUUAUCCAGGUGGACAAGGAAGCUAUCCAGGUGGACAGGGAAGCACUUAUCCAGGUGGACAAGGAAGCACUUAUCCUGGUGGACAAGGCAGUGCAUUCCCUGGUGGACAAGGUGGUUCCGGAGGAAGUACAUACCCUGGUGGUCAAGGAAGCACUUAUCCAGGUGGACAAGGUAGCACAUUGCCUGGUGGACAAGGCAGUGCAUUGCCUGGUGGACAAGGUGGUUCCGGAGGAAGUACAUACCCUGGUGGUCAAGGAAGCACUUAUCCAGGUGGACAAGGUAGCACAUUGCCUGGUGGACAAAGUAGCACAUUUCCUGGUGGACAAGGAAGCACAUUGCCUGGUGGACAAGGAAGCACAUUGCCUGGUGGACAAGGAGGCACUUAUCCAGGCGGACAAGGAAGCACUUAUCCAGGUGGACAAGGAAGCACUUAUCCUGGUGGACAAGGAAGCACUUAUCCUGGUGGACAAGGCAGUGGAUUGCCUGGUGGACAAGGUGGUACCGGAGGAAGCACUUACCCCAGUGGACAAGGAAGCACUUAUCCUGGUGGACAAGGAAGUACAUUCCCUGGUGGACAAGGUGGUUCCGGAGGAAGUACAUACCCUGGUGGUCAAGGAAGCACUUAUCCAGGUGGACAAGGUAGCACAUUGCCUGGUGGACAAGGAAGCACUUAUCCAGGUGGACAAGGUAGCACAUUGCCUGGUGGACAAGGAAGCUAUCCAGGUGGACAAGGAAGCUAUCCAGGUGGACAAGGAAGCUAUCCAGGUGGACAAGGCGGUUCCGGAGGAAGUACAUACCCUGGUGGACAAGGAAACACUUAUCCUGGUGGACAAGGAAUCUAUCCUGGUGGACAAGGCAGUAGUUAUCCUGGUGGACAAGGCAGUACAUUCCCUGGUGGACAAGGAAGCAUUUAUCCUGGAGGACAAGGAAGCACUUACCCUGGUAGUGGUACAGGAGCUGGAUCAGCCACAGGAGCUGGCGGACAAUUCUAUCCAGGUGCUCCUGCUAAUUUGCAGUUACCUGGUGCUGAAGGUGAUGAUUCAUUUUCACAAGCUGAAACUUCAGUCAAAAACGGAGAAGCUGUUGCUAGUGCCCAAGGCACAAAGAAUGGUGGAACUGCCCAAACUCAAGUUCAAGGAACAUAUAGCGGAUCAGGAAGCUUUUCCGCAAAUGCACAAACAUCCGACAAGGAUCGAUCGGCUCAAGCUCAGGUGGCUGGAACAGCUGAUGGUGCUUUGAGUUCAGCCCAAGGAACAGGAGGUGCGGGAAAAUCUCAGUCACAAGUAGAAGUCAAUGCCAAAACUGGUGGAACAUCCGCCUCGUCGCAAAGUGGCGGUGUUCAACAUCAGAGUCAAUCUGAAGUUCAAGCAAAUGAGAAAGGAGGAUUAGCCGAUGCUCAAAGUAGUGGACCGGGUCAAACAUCUUCACAAGCUCAAAUUGGUUUCCGACCGGAAGGUGAAGCUUUAGAUGAACAAAAUAAUAUAUUUAAUGGUGGCGGACAAGCAUCUGCACAAUCUGGAGCAUACAGCGGUCAGAGUCAAUCUCAAAUUAAUGGAAACUUUAAGUAUGGAAUCUCCUACCAUGGUGCAGCUCAAUCCGCAUCCGGUACUAAAGAACAAGUAGCUUCUUAUAGAGAGCAAAACAAAAAGUUGUUCCAAUCAAUAGGACAAUUUGCCAGAUCGAAUAGAAACAUCGGCGACGAAAAUUUGACACAACAGCCUUCCCGAAUUCAUUCUGAUAUUGCCGAUGUGAAUGAUUUGCGACUGAGAACAUCUAAACAAACAUCAGUAACAUCAUUCAACGGACCUCCAAGUACUGAAACCGACCAAUUCGAGUAUGACGACGAUGAAGAUGAAUACGACGAUGAAGACUAUGACUCAUCGGAGAAAGUGAACGGUGAUUUGGAAUCCAGAUCGAGCAAAUUGGAUAAAGACGACAAGCCAAAGAAGGAAAUUAAAUUGGAGCCGAUCAAAGAAGUGACCGCAAGUACAGUGUCAACAACACUAAAACCGAGCAAAAACCAUAACAUCAACACAUCCGAAAAUAGCAAAACUUUCUCACAAAAUUCACCAACACAAAAGCAACAGGCUGCAGUUGUUGUGCCAUCCAUCAAAUAUCGGUUGACACAAACACAAAAUGGUAAAACGCAGGUCAGUCCACCACCUACGACCACCGAAAAAGUUCCUGAAGAAAAGAAGUACCACACCCGAUUCUUACCAUCAAAACACAUAACACAUAAUGUUGCCGACAAGGAAACCAAUCCAAAAAAUACUCCAGACACCUAUGUUACGGUUACAAAAUCGGUUAGUGGUAGCUUAGACAACAACAAAACACCACCCGAAGAUAACAAAGAAUUUGCGUCGACUUACUAUACAAAAUCGUCAACGUGCGGAUACUUUACAUUCUCCUGUAACAUCGUUUAUGGAUCGAAUGGUCGCAGUAAAAUAUGCCGACCGAAAGCACCAUCAAAUGGCAAGUGCUAAAUAAGAAUAAAGAUGACAUUUCCCUGUUGUUUCUUUCUGUCAUUACUAUUAAGGUUUGGAUAAAUUUCAAUUUUACAGCAUCUGUGUAGGUAGGGAAAUAGUAUUUUGUUUUGUACUGCCAUUUAUGCUAAUUUUGAAUCCGUUGUGUAAUUUUCGUAAUCAUUAAAUUUUAGUCGUAAGAAAACUCUUCACAAUGUUCCAUACAUACGGGUUAAGAAAACUUUAUUCAUUCACAUUUUAGCAACUUGCCGCUAACAUUUUUCCAGCGUAAUAUAAGAAUAAAAAUCUCAACACUAAAGUCACAAGAUCAAAAAAUACCUUAAAAUAACUUAAGUAAUGAAAAGUGGAGAAUUUGUUUUUUUACCUAAGAUUUUAGUAAUGAAAAUAUUUAUACUUUUCGUUAAAUAAAAAGUAUUGUGUC